AUGAAAUUGCUUUUACUAUUUUUACUGUUAUUCGCUUUAUAUACAAAUAUUGUGUCAAUCUCAAUAUUUGUCAAAAUCUCUUGGAGAGAUAAUGGGGAGCAUGGAUUGGAUUAUCACAAGUAUUUGGCCAGUAAAAAAACUGGCCGUUUUCAUUUGGCAUUAAAUAGCCAUUAUCAUCAAAAUCCUAUUAUUCAAGUAACAGAUGGUUAUGAUACUUACCAUUUUAACCAAAAUGAGUUUCAAAGUCCUGAUAAUGAGCCUAGCAAUUUUAAUUUGCAAAUUGCUUUUAAUGGACACGAUUUAAUUAUCGGCGAAAUAAACAAUAUUGAAGAUAACUCAAUAAUCUAUAUCAUCCCCCGUCUCGACAAUACAAAAUAUAUAAAAGUAACCAAAGACAUAGUAAAUGAUUAUUUUGAACAAAUGAUAAAUUUAUUUAAACAUCCUGUUCGUAUUUUACAAUUUAUUUGGAACCGACCAAUGAAAUCAGACAAUCCGAUAGAUGUAAGAAUUGGAUGUAAAAGUGAAGUAAUAAAAAACGAAGCUACCACCCAUUCUAUUUCCAGUUUGAAUACUAAAGUGUACAGAAAAGUAGAUGGUAUUGAUAAGCCAUAUCAAUCAACCUAUUAUGUUAGAAGCAGAGUUUGUCCGAAUGAUCAAUAUUCCGUUAUGCUGCUUGGAAUUCACAUGAAUGAAUGGUUAUAUUGCGACCAUGCAAUUCUUUCACCUAACUAUGUAAAUACAUAUUAUGUUAAUUUCUAUGAUCUGCCAAACAAACCUUAUUGCAAAUUGAGAGUUUCGGCACUCAAAAUAGCAGACAAAUUUAUUGAUAAACUUAGCGAUAAUGAAAAAGCUGUAGACCAACGAAUGAAAGAUUUGUUUCCUGAUAACAUUGGAAUUGUAAUCCAUGGAGGUUGGACAGGCAAUAAAUCAGGGUUUCAAAUUUUGAGUUUAAGCAGCGGAAAUGUACUAGAGAAAAGUCAACAACGUCAACUUGCUUUAGGAAGGCCUCCCACAUAUCCUAAAGCUAAUUUGAUGUUACCGUCUGUGUUGGCACAUCCACAAUCACCCAGCAUACCUGUUCCUGGUACAACUUCAACUCCGGAUUUUGGCUCUACACAGAAAAAAAUUGACAUCGAAAAUCUACCUCCGGAUGAGUUGCUUCGUAAAAAUCGACUUUUCUUUAAAACGUUAAAACAAAAUUCAAAUAUUGGUGAUAAUUCUAAUGGAAUAAAUAUUGCAAAUCAACAAAUAAAUGAUCUACAACAACCACAACCCACUCCAAUACUUCCCCAACAUUUGCCACAUGUACAGAAUAUUAUUGCUCAAAGUUACUUGAAUCCUCGAAAGGAAAAUAAUUCUCAAUAUCCGAGAAAGCCACCACUUCAUGUUAUAAAACAAAAUCAACCAAUACCAAGUAGACUUGGAACUAACCAACAACAGAUAAUUACUCCAACGGUUGCACAAAAUCAGCAACAACAUACACAACAUGAUAUAACACCCAUUCCUUUCAGUCAAAUGGAUUCACAAAAUCAAAAACAAAUGCUUCAACAACAUGUCGAAACAAACAAUCCUUUCCAUCCAUCGAGUGACUACAAUCAACAAACAAACCGUAGUGAUACGGGCAUUCCUCCCUCCUCAAUUGGUGGAGAAAAUCAUCAACAAAUGCAUCAACAGCAUCAUGUCGGAACAGAUCAUCCUCUCGGUUUGGCAAAUGCACUAAAUCAAAAACAAAUUCAUCAACAAGCUCAUGUUGGAACAAACCAUCCUUUCCACCUUGAACAACAUAAUGAGGACGAUGCCAUUGUUGAGAAACGAAUAUUGGAAGAAUAUGAACACAUGCCUCAAAACGGUAUCAAAAAUACUCUAGAUCUUGUGCUUAAAACUAAUACCUGAUU
Molecule: messenger RNA, 1895 nt
Organism: Meloidogyne enterolobii
Lineage: Eukaryota; Metazoa; Nematoda; Chromadorea; Rhabditida; Meloidogynidae
Source: the annotation of a GenBank genome assembly